Drosophila santomea is the source of this 954-nucleotide messenger RNA. Its product is annotated as trypsin-1-like. Gene Ontology annotation, molecular function: serine-type endopeptidase activity. Lineage: Eukaryota; Metazoa; Arthropoda; Insecta; Diptera; Drosophilidae. The record is from RefSeq and is a predicted model, not a curated record. The transcript has 3 exons. Gene Ontology annotation, biological process: proteolysis. The coding region runs from base 25 to 852 and encodes 275 amino acids.
UUUAGGUUUCAGUUGAAAGCAGACAUGCAGAGCAAAAUAAUCAUUAGUUUAACCUUUCUUGCUUUAGUUCGGUUUGUUUUUCCUCACAAACUUAAUCGAAUUAUCAAUGGGCACUACGCAUCUCCUAAACAAUUUCCAUACCAAACAUAUCUCGAACAACUUGAUCUUUCCAAGCUUCACAAGCUUAUUACAUGGUCUCCUCUAUGCGGCGGAAUUUUGAUCUCCAGAAAUCGGGUCCUAACUGCAGCUCACUGUCUGCACGAUCCAAAUAUAUAUGCUGUAAAAAUAUAUUUCGGUGCUCUAAAUCUUUCGGAUGUUACGGAAGUGGGCCAACAAAUAUUGGUAGUCAAAAGAGAUCAUUUUGUGAUACACAAUGAAUGGGAUAGAAAUUUAAGUGUUAACGACAUCGCAAUGAUAAAGCUUCCAAUUUCACUUAUAUUAAAUGACUACAUAAAAGCUGUCCAACUGCCAAAUCCAGAAGUUCAAUACCAGUUCAGUGAAGCAAUUUCCUCAGGCUGGGGAAACAUCGACGACAAAGGAAACAUGGAUCCCAAAUUGAAAUACUACAAUCCCCAGAUUGUAUCUGAUAGUAAAUGCGAACACUGGUACAAGUCUUCAAUUGCUCCCGUAUUUCCGGCGUCGUUUAUCUGUAUAGCUCCAAAUGAGAAUAGACUGUGCAAUGGAGAUUCUGGUGGCCCAUUAGUAAUUAGGCAAGAAUCAAACUUUGUGCUACUCGGAAUAACAUCCUUUACAUUUGACAAAUGCUUGCCAAGUUACCCAACCUUCUUUACAAGAGUUUCUUCGUACCUUACCUGGAUUCGUGAAAACGCAGGAAGUGAAAAUCAAAUUUAAGACUUUCCUUGGACCUUUUAAAAAAUUUUAACAUAUAUAUAGGGUGUUUUUUUUAGAGGUAUAGAACUUUAAAUUGCAAUAAAACAACGAUGGAUUAUUCGA